AGGGACCGCAGCGAAUCUACAGUCGACACAUCGGCUACUUGUGGUGAGGAGCUUGCCUGAGGCCGGUGCUUUUGAGGUGAGAGUAACCGGAGAGCACCUCAGGGCCACAGAGUGAAACUGGGCUGAUCAAGUGUCAGCUGAAGAAAAGACCUGAGCUGGACACACGGAAAGAUGGGAAACCUGGGCUGCGUGGAUUCAGAGGGAAGAUGUAGAUAUGACUGCGAGGUAAACAGGGUCCAGGCAGGCCAAAGGUCUUCUCCGUGCGUCUCCUGAGUAACUCCUCCUAUAAGCAGCUCUGCAGCCUCGGAGGGAUCCAGCUCCUACCCCUUCACUGUACCAGUCUCUAGUCUUUGGUGAACUCGACUCCUGUAGCCAGGUGAGCACCCACGUCUCAGGAUCUGCAGCGAGGGGCUUAAUACCUGGAAGACGACAGAACCGACUGGAAGUACACAGCCUCGUAUGAAGGGACACACCAGAGGCCAUGGAGAGUCACGUCACUCAGAUUUCCCGAGAGGAUCUGGAAGAUCUCAAAGACGCAUUUAAUAAAAUUGAUAUCGAUAACAGCGGCUAUGUCAGUGACUUUGAGCUGCAGGAGCUGUUCAGAGAAGCCAGUCUGUCUCUGCCUGGAUACAAGGUGCGAGAAAUUAUCGAGACCUUCAUGGCCGGAGACACCAACAAAGAUGAGAAGAUCAGCUUUGAGGAAUUUGUGUCUAUCUAUCAAGAGCUAAAGAGCAAGCAGUUCAGUGAGACAUUUAAAAAAGCCGUUUCCAGGAGGGAUGGUAUUCGCUCCUUCGGAGGGACGUCAGGAAUUUCCAGCGAGGGAACACAGCACUCCUACUCUGAUGAAGAGAAGGUGGCAUUUGUCAACUGGAUAAAUAAAGCCCUGGCUAACGAUCCAGACUGUGAGCAUCUACUGCCCAUGAAUCCUGACAAUGAGAGCCUCUUCGCUUCUGUCCGAGAUGGAAUCCUGUUAUGCAAAAUGAUCAACCUGUCUCAGCCUGACACAAUUGAUGAAAGAGUCAUCAAUACUAAGAAACUUACCACCUUCAGAAUGACAGAGAAUCUGGUCCUGGCCUUGAACUCGGCCUCUGCCAUCGGCUGUACGGUGGUGAGCAUCGAUGCCCAUGAUCUGAUGGCUGGGAAACCCCACUUGGUUCUUGGACUGCUCUGGCAGGUCAUCAAGGUUGGCCUGUUUGCUGAUAUAGAACUGAGCAGGAACGAAGGUCUCAUAGCCCUUCUGGCAGACGGAGAGCAGCUGGACCACCUAAUGUCUCUAUCCCCUGAGGAGUUGCUGCUCCGCUGGGUCAACUAUCAUCUACGCAAUGCAGGAACAAAGACAAUCAGCAACUUCAGUGACGAUAUCAAGGACUCCCGAGCUUAUUUCUACCUGAUGGACCAGAUCGCUCCCCAAGGAGAGCGCGACUACACACUGCGUGUCAACAUUGACAUGAGUGGCCUCAACGAGCCUAACUGGGAUCGUAGGGCAGAGCUGAUGCUGCAGCAGGCGGCCCGGCUGGACUGCAGACAGUUUGUUUCCCCUCACGACGUCACAUCUGGAAACAGCAAACUGAACCUGGCGUUUGUAGCCAACCUUUUCAACAUGCACCCUGGUCUGCAGAGAGGCCAUGUUAAUAGCAACUUUGAAGCACAUAUAGAAGGAGAGACCAGAGAAGAGAAAACAUUUCGCAACUGGAUCAAUUCCCUGGGCGUCUCUCCAUACGUCAACCACCUGUACUGGGACUUGUGUGACGGUUUAGUGAUUCUGCAGCUUUUUGAAAAGGUUAACAUUCGUGUAAACUGGAAAAAAGUGAACAACCCACCUUAUCCUGUCCUGGGAGCCAACAUGAAGAAGCUUGAGAACUGUAAUUAUGCUGUGGAGCUGGGCAGGGACGUAGCUCAUUUCUCUCUGGUCGGCAUUGGAGGAGAAAACCUAAACCAGGGGAGCCCCAUGCACACACUGGCCUUGGUCUGGCAACUCAUGAGGAGGUACACAGUGCUGGUUUUGUCAGAUCUGGGUGAUGGAGAGAGGAUCGGGGAUCAAAUAAUCCUCAACUGGGUUAACUCCACCCUGAGCCAGAAACGCAAGGACACACAGAUCAGCAGCUUCAAGGACAAGCUGAUCAGCACCAGUCUGCCAGUGAUCGACCUGAUUGACGUCAUUGCUCCUGGUACAGUUAAGUGGGAAAUGGUGGAGAGAGGACAUAGAGGAGCGCUGAAGAAAGAAGAUAAACUCAACAAUGCCAAGUAUGCAAUCUCUCUGGCUCGUAAGAUAGGAGCUCGAGUCUAUGCGCUGCCUGAUGAUUUAGUGGAAGUCAAUCCUAAGAUGGUCCUGACACUGUUUGCCUGCCUCAUGGGCCAUGGUUUGAAAAAGGCCAACCGUUGAAACAUAUGGACAUUUAGUGGAAAAACAUCCGCAAUUAUACAUUUGGUUCUCUCUGCUAUUGCUUCAUGUUUCCAUCCUUUUCUCAUUAUUCUGAUUUUUUAGCUUAAACUUAUGCUUACAUUGCAAAAAAAUCUUUCACUCUUUGUCAUUUUUUU
Messenger RNA from Sphaeramia orbicularis (orbiculate cardinalfish), 2538 nucleotides. It is a transcript of the gene pls1, whose product is annotated as plastin 1 (I isoform). Bases 482 to 2383 code for a protein of 633 amino acids. Gene Ontology annotation, biological process: actin filament bundle assembly; actin filament network formation. The record is from RefSeq and is a predicted model, not a curated record. Gene Ontology annotation, molecular function: calcium ion binding; actin filament binding. Gene Ontology annotation, cellular component: actin filament; cytoplasm; actin filament bundle. The transcript is spliced from 17 exons. NCBI's taxonomy places the organism in Eukaryota, Metazoa, Chordata, Actinopteri, Kurtiformes, Apogonidae.